CAGGCCUUGCUCUCUCAUUACCGAUGGCUCUGCCUCUUUCUUCUCUUGCAGGUUGCGUCUUGCGUCGGGUUGCAGCUCCAUGACACGACCAAUCCAGUCCACUCACCAACGCCAAUGCUAGUUCGGUCCCAGACUUUGCAGCUGUCCUCAUCCACGCCCGGUGCAGCGCACCACAUGUUGAUGUUCACGCCCCAUGCUCCAUGUUCUCUGUAUGCCCGGUCGGUCGGCCGGUCGGUCAAUUUGGCGAACUUGAUGCAAGAUGCAGCGACGUAUCUGUGUCUGUAUCCGUACCAAGAAGAAACGGCACCACAACACAGCACAGCACAGCACAGGGUGUCCGUACACUAUCCGUACGCAGUGCAGACACAACAGAGGCGUGGGCAGCAGGAAAGAGACCGGGCCAGAGACGGGGCAAGGCGCAAAAGACAUACUACGUAG
This is a messenger RNA of Colletotrichum lupini, 438 nucleotides long. RefSeq lists its product as uncharacterized. The annotation marks the transcript as partial. NCBI's taxonomy places the organism in Eukaryota, Fungi, Ascomycota, Sordariomycetes, Glomerellales, Glomerellaceae. The transcript has a single exon. The record is from RefSeq and is a predicted model, not a curated record.